Messenger RNA from Neurospora tetraspora, 213 nucleotides. RefSeq lists its product as uncharacterized. The record is from RefSeq and is a predicted model, not a curated record. The transcript is spliced from 2 exons. The coding region runs from base 1 to 213 and encodes 70 amino acids. Lineage: Eukaryota; Fungi; Ascomycota; Sordariomycetes; Sordariales; Sordariaceae.
AUGCGCCCACUGAGAAGUCGACGAGCCCACCUCGACCGCAACGGCCAGUCAGCAGACUGCACAAGAGAUGCGAUCUGGGUGAUAUUUGGGGCGGCCCUUUUGCUCCCCCAUUGGCUGGCAGACCCCACUCGCAGAUGGGAAAGUGCUGGAGGUUUUCCGAUUCCCUUUGAUCAGUCCACACCCUCUUCCUCGUCUGGAUUGCAAGCCACUUAA